Molecule: messenger RNA, 1203 nt
Organism: Aspergillus novofumigatus IBT 16806
Lineage: Eukaryota; Fungi; Ascomycota; Eurotiomycetes; Eurotiales; Aspergillaceae
Product: HET domain protein
Exons: 3
Coding region: 83-1009 (308 amino acids)
Biological process (GO): endosome organization; mitophagy; aggrephagy
Cellular component (GO): aggresome; amphisome
Molecular function (GO): zinc ion binding; K63-linked polyubiquitin modification-dependent protein binding; protein kinase C binding
Source: RefSeq, a predicted model, not a curated record
CUUCCUCUCGCCGUUGCCGGAGGAUAAUCAAUACGCAAGGGUCAUGUGCGCGGGCGAGGAUCUGCCAGCGUUUCCGGCCGACAUGAAGUCCGAGUAUCGCAAGGUCUACGCCCCGGAGCGCAUGUACGGGUUCUGGCUCCGGCAGUUUCCCCCUGUUUGGAAGGGCCCUCACUCCCAAUUCGAGGUAACGGCGUACCACCCCUGGGAUGAAAAAGAGCGCAAGCUCUGCAUUCCUCCAGGAAAACGAGGCACCGCGGGAAUCAUCAGGUACUCCAUGCGUCAGGACCACGUCGUGAACCUGCGCGUUGGAUUCGACGCCAUGCUUAACCCCGUAGUCCAGUUUGGUGGCUCUCUCAUGACAGACGCUCGGUUCAAAGCCCGCGACCCCAAUGCCUUUGAGGUGCAGAUGGCAGACGACUGGAUGGACGAACGGAGAGAGCGCGUUUUCAUCGGAGACAGGAACCACGGACUCAACCUGAACGACGGGACAAUCCGGAUACUGAUCCUGGAGGAGGUGGUCAAGAGACAGCGGAUGUGGGUAGUCUAUAUCGCGAAGCCGGAAAAUGGAGCCUGGCACAAAGACUGCGUCUGCAAUGGAUGCUUGCUUACGGUGUUUGGGACUCGGUAUCGAUGCAGGUUAUGUCCUGGAUUUGACUACUGUUCCGAUUGCUUCCAGAACGCGAAGCGUACGCAUCCGGGCCACAAAUUUGACGAGGACAAGCCGGUUUGGCAUGCUGGAGUGUACUGUGACUGGUGUCGUGAGGGUAUAUAUGGACCGCGGUAUAAAUGCAAGGACUGUGCAGACUUUGAUCUCUGCUGUUACUGUAUGAAAGAAUCGAAAAAUAUCCAUCCCGGACACCGAUUCUCUGAGAUUGACCGUCCUGGAGGUCAGCCUCGUGAGACUAUGUCAAUCCGAGAACAGAACACAGUAUCGAUCAGUCAGCUUCAGCGCAUUACGAAUGACGUCGGCGCAUCUAGACGAUCAGAUCCUAGGAGAGCCUCGCAAUGAGAGCGGCUCAGAUGUAUCUACAUUCUUUGGAAAGGGUGCUGCGAGGAACAGAGAGACAAGAUCGACUGAGUAGACGGAUCAAGGACAGGUGUGUGAUGGGGAUUGUCGAUAGUAAUAGAGGACCGGGCCAUCACUUGAGGACGCUCGGCUGCCGACAAUUCUAUGAAGUCUAUAGUGCAUGACUGAAAUAAAGC